GAGGCGCGGACUGUGACGUCACGCCGGCUGGGCGCGUCUGGGACUUCCUUCCUUCCGCAGGGCAGCAACCAGGGACCUGAGUGUUGCAAGGUGCGAGAGGAGAUCGCCGCGGGAAGCGCAUGUGCCUCAAAUUCCUGCCUUUCCUCAAGAGAAGAGCCCCCAGGAGAAAAGCCAGUAUUGCUUGUGCUCCUAACAACCUGUCUCUUGUUAUUUAUCACUGUGGAUGCAAAUCUGGAUGAUCCCAAAUUACCUGGGUUAGUUUUUAGUAUUUGAUUGUUUCAGAAUCAAUUGUGAUAUGGAAUUUUAUAGAAUUCCUAAUACCUGUCACUGCUUAAUCUCUUCAGAGAGGUUGAUCAUCAGGGGUUCACUUUUGGAGAAGUUGAGAAUGCAGGCUGAACAAGGAAGAGGAAGGGGAAUCCUGCAGGGAUGAAUGAGAGGACAGCAAUGCAUGUGUGAUGUGUGUGAGCACACACACACAGUAACCUUUCCUAGGAGAACUGUAUUACUCUAAUGAUAAUCACCUUUGAGGAAAAAAAACUUGUAAGUAUGAAUUUGGUGUUACAAGCAGCAUGAAUUCCAGCCAAAUAUCACUCAAAAUGAAACAUGGGAGAGUUAACAUGCAGAAGAAACCUUCAAAGUGUAGUGAAUGUGGAAGGUUCUUUACUCAGAGAUCAUCUCUUACCCAGCACCAGAGGAUUCACAGAGGAGAGAAGCCCUAUGUGUGCAGUGAAUGUGGAAGUUGUUUCCGUAAACAGUCAAAUCUUACUCAACAUCUGAGAAUUCAUACCGGAGAGAAACCUUAUAAAUGUAAUGAAUGUGAGAAAGCCUUUCAAACAAAAGCAAUUCUUGUUCAGCAUCUGAGAAUUCAUACUGGAGAGAAACCCUAUAAAUGCAAUGAGUGUGGAAAAGCCUUUUGUCAGAGUCCAUCCCUUAUUAAACAUCAGCGAAUUCAUACUGGAGAGAAACCGUAUAAAUGUGCAGAAUGUGGCAAAGCCUUCAGUCAGAGUGUAUGCCUUACUCGUCAUCAGAGAAGUCAUUCUGGAGAUAAACCUUUUAAGUGUAACGAAUGUGGGAAAGCCUUUAAUCAGAGUGCAUGUCUCAUGCAGCAUCAGAGAAUUCAUUCAGGAGAGAAGCCCUACACAUGCACUGAAUGUGGUAAAGCCUUCACUCAGAACUCUUCCCUUGUUGAACAUGAAAGGACUCACACUGGAGAGAAACUUUAUAAGUGUAGUGAGUGUGAAAAAACUUUCCGCAAACAAGCACACCUUAGUGAGCAUUACAGAAUUCAUACUGGAGAAAAACCUUAUGAGUGUUUUGGAUGUGGGAAAUCCUUUAGGCACAGUUCAGCACUUCUUCGACAUCAGAGGCUUCAUGCUGGGGAGUAAAAUUUGGAAUAUAAUGAGUAUGGGAAGAUUUGUAUAGAAGCACCUUUUUUUCUCCUAAAUUCCUAGGAAUGUAAGACUCAGUCUGUAGCUAGUAUGAAUAUUUUGUAUUUUGAACAAGAAAUGUUGUGUCCUAAUGUGUCCUAGUCUGGAGUUUGAUGCCUUAUCUGCUGCUCAGUGGGUGUAACCUUAUACCUUCUGAGCCUCAGUUUCCCCAUCCCCCCAAUAGAAAAAUGGGGAUAUUUCCUAGGGUUGUCCUGAGAAUAAAAUGAGUUCUGUGUGACAGUUAACUGCCAUUAAUUAAUUAGCCGUUCUAAAAGUUUAUUUACAGUAUCAAAAUCUGACAAGUAAAUCAGCAUUGUUGUUUGGUUCUCAUAAUGUAUUAUUUCUUAAGAACAUUUUGUAAUUGGACUAUGAUUUUAUGAUUAAUCUACAGAUGUCUAUUUAAACUAUAAUGUCUUGGUUUAAAUAGGAUAGUACAAUCUAAGACUGGUUUGUCCUUGAGAAAUUUCAGAUUUAAUCAGAGAAAAAUGUACUGAUUGGGAUUUGAGUGGACAUUGUGGGGUUUAUUUCUGGAUAUCCUCAAGAUCUUCAUUUAAAUUUUGAUACUUUCUAUUACUAGAUCUAAUUUGACUUUAAGCUCUAAGUUUCACUUUUCCAUUAAACGGAAAGCCUCCCUGACAUUAACUGAAUAAAACCUCAUGUUGUGGGAGUUCUGUGUGUGUUUAGGGUUGGCAGCAGAUGAUUAGGAGAAGGCAUAUGACAGUAGAGAGGACUGGAAUAUAGAGGAGAAUAUAAGCGUGUAGAUGAGGAUAUGGCUGUAUUUGUUUUGAGUUCUAGGAGCACAGCACCAAAUGUGGUCUCUUAAGGGAAGAUGAGGGUAGAUGUUAAGAUCCCAGGUUCCAGCAAGUGAUGCCACUGACUAACAACUAGCCACUUGUCAAAGGAAGGAGAGAACAGUGUCUUGGGGAUGCUGAUGGGUUGAAGUGCCUAUGGCUCGUUAAAAGCCAUGAAAAAGCAAAGAAAUCAAAGGAUACUUUUGAUGGAACUUUAGGCUAUGCUAAGCUCUUUAAUGUAAACAAGUACCUCUAAUGCUAAAAGCACCCUUGCAAGAAAGGUAGGAGUUACUAUUCACAUCCUAGAGUCAAGGAAAAAGAGAAGAUGUUUGACUUGCUCAAAGUCAAGCAGGUAAUGUCAGAAUUGAAUCUCAAAUCUAUAUCUUUAUAGAGUUGCAGUUCUGAUUUAUAUAAUACCAAAGUCAUAUGCAGGCAAUUUCCCACCAUUGAACCUUCAGAUGCCAAAUCUGUGAAAAUCAUUUUUAAAAAAGACUUACUUUUUUUUCAGCUUAAUGUGUGCUUGUUGAAAUACAUUGAUAAAAUUAGAGAAAUGAAAGAAAUUAAAAUUGCAUGGUUUCAGCAAACAGUCAUCUUAGUGUAUUUAUUCUAGCCUUUCUUUUCUGCAUAGCUCUUUUUUCUUCCCUUUUAACAGUAAUUAUAGUUGUACUAUAUUAGAGUACUAUAUAGAGUACUAUAGCCUGCUUUUUUUUUUUUUUUUUUUUUUUGAGACAGAGUGUCACUGUGUCACCCAGGCUGGAGUACAGUGGCACAAUCUCGGCUCACUGCAAGCUCCAGGACUCCCAGGUUCAUGCCAUUCUCCUGCCUCAGCCUCCCGAGUAGCUGGGACUACAGGCACCUGCCACCACGCCCGGCUAAUUUUUUUGUAUUUUUGUAGAGACGGGGUUUCACCGUGUUAGCCAGGUUGGUCUCCAUCUCCUGACCUCGUGAUCCACCCGCCUUGGGCUCCCAAAGUGCUGGGAUUACAGGUGUGAGCCACUGCGCCCAGCCGCCUGUUUUUUAACAUAACAAUUUAGCAAUAUGUUACAGACUUUCUAUAAACUUUAUUUUAAUGGUUGCCCAACAUUUCAUUGGUCUGUUCAUAAUUUUUUGACCUGUUCCCCAUCUGUGUGAUAUUUACAUUGGUAAUUUUUUCUUAUAAAUCAGAGAAUCUAAUGGUGGUGCCUGUCAUGGUAUGAGCUCCUGUUAGUAAUAUUAAUUUGGCAGUGAAAUAUCUUUGUAUAUAACAUUUUUACCAUCUUAAAAUUAUUUCCUGAGGAUUUUCAGAUGGUAUAAUCUUUUCAUUUUUAAAAUUUUGUUCAUCUUUUUGACUUGAUAAUACAAGCUUAUGGCUUAAAAUUCUAAAAAUACAAGAGGUUGAACAGUGAAAAGUCUUCCACUCAGUCACCCGCUUGUCCCCUCAUUCUAUCCUAGACAACCGAUAUUACCCGUUUUUUGUUUUUCUUACAAAGUUAAGUAUAGUUAAGCAAACAUCUUUCUCUCUGUUAAAGACUGUUUAUUAGAGCAGGUUUGAAUUUGCAGUGAAAUUGGGUAGAAAAUUCUCAUAUAUCCCCUGCCCCAAGACAUGCAAAGCCUGCCUAUCCUCCACCAGAGUGGUACAACCUACUUUGACACAUCAUUAUCACCCAAAGUCAUAGUUUACAUUAGGGUGCACUCUUGGUUUUGUAUAUUCUAUGGAUUUUAACAAUGUAUAAUGAUAUGCAUCCAUCAUUAUAGUUUCAUAAAGAGUUGUUUCACUUCUCUAAAAAUUCUGUGUUCUUCCUAUUCAUCCCUCCCUCCGUGGUAACCCUUGGCAACCACUGAAUUUUUUUUUUUUUGGAGACGGAGUCUUGCUCUGUCACCCAGGCUGGAGUACAGUGGCACAGUUUCGGCUUACUGCAACCUCCAUCUCACAGGUCAGGUGAUUCUCCUGCCUCAGCCUCCCGAGUAGCUGGGACUACAGGUGCAUGCCACUACAACCAGCUAAUUUUUUGUAUUUUUAGUAGAGAUGGGGUUUCGCCAUGUUAGCCAGGAUGGUCUUGAUCUCCUGACCUCGUAAUCCGCCUGCCUUGGCCUCCCAAACCACUGAUCUUUUUAACUGUCUCCAUACUUUUGCCUUUUCCAGAAUGUCAUAUAGUUGCAACCAUUCGGUAUGUAGUCUUUUCAGGUUGGCUUUUUUCCCUUAGUAGUAUGCAUUUAAGGUUCUCCCAUGUCUUUUCGUGGCUGGUCAGCUCAUUUUUUUUUAGUGCUGAAUAAUAUUCCAUUGUAUGGAUGUGCUAUAUUUACCCAUUCAUCGACUAAAGAACAUCUUGGUUGCUUCCAUGUUUUGUCAUUUAUGAAUAAAGCUGCUGUAAA
Messenger RNA from Pongo pygmaeus (Bornean orangutan), 4570 nucleotides. It is a transcript of the gene ZNF501, whose product is annotated as zinc finger protein 501. NCBI's taxonomy places the organism in Eukaryota, Metazoa, Chordata, Mammalia, Primates, Hominidae. Gene Ontology annotation, biological process: regulation of immune system process; regulation of cytokine production; negative regulation of transcription by RNA polymerase II. Gene Ontology annotation, molecular function: RNA polymerase II cis-regulatory region sequence-specific DNA binding; DNA-binding transcription repressor activity, RNA polymerase II-specific. The transcript has 3 exons. The coding region runs from base 570 to 1385 and encodes 271 amino acids. Gene Ontology annotation, cellular component: nucleoplasm. The record is from RefSeq and is a predicted model, not a curated record.